AUGCGCUUAUACCUUACCGUCCUUCCAUGGCUACCUAUCCUCAUCGGGCAAAUCCAUUUCGCCCGCCCUCAAAAGCUCACCUCUCGAGUGCCUAUACCUCCUGAGCAAUGCAUCAUAGCAGAGACUUGGCCUACCGGCCCAGGUCAAGAUCUUGUACCACAGGCCCCUGAUGCAGAGCUCCAGCAAAUGCUUCGAAAUGUCGACCCCAAACGUAUUGAAGCCAUUAUCCAAAAGCUUGUCUCGUUCGGAACACGGCAUACGCUUUCGAAUCAAACUGAUCCCGUCAGAGGUAUCGGUGCUGCAAGAGACUGGAUCGCAUCCGAGAUGCGCUCCUUUUCUCAGGCUUCAGGUGGGCGAAUGAAAGUUUCCGUCCCCAGCUAUGUCCAAAAGCCGGCGAACCGAAUUCCCGUCAACACCGUCAUCAGCGACGUUGUGGCUACACUACGAGGCUCGAGCGAACCCAACCGCGUGUAUGUCAUCUCAGGUCACUACGAUUCCCGCGUAACCGACAUCAUGAACUUCGCCGAUGACUCGCCUGGAGCCGAUGAUGAUGCCUCCGGUGUAGCUACCGUCAUGGAACUCGCCAGGAUCAUGGCUUCUCACCGACCAGCCGCAACCAUCGUCUUUGCCGCAGUUGCGGGCGAAGAACAGGGAUUGUAUGGUGCAGACUUCCUCGCGCAAUCGCUGGUGGACUCUGGGGUUGAUGUCCAGGGGAUGCUGGACAAUGAUAUCGUGGGGAGUUCCACCGCUGACGACGGCACUCGUGAUCCAUUCGUUAUACGCAUGUUCGCGCAGGGUGUGCCCUCGAGUGAAACGGCCUCUCAAGUCUCAACAAGGUUAUCCGUUGGUGGCGAAAAUGAUUCGCCAGCAAGACAGCUGGGCCGGUUCGUGACUGAGGUUGCAGCCAACGAUGUGACUGAGAUGUCCAUCGAAAUGAUAUACCGUCAGGAUCGAUUUCUCCGUUCGGGAGAUCAUAUCCCCUUCCUCCAACGCGGUAUCGCAGCAGUUCGAUUCACGGAGCCUCACGAGGAUUUCAAGCACCAGCACCAAGACGUUCGCGUCGACAACGGCGUUCAGUUUGGUGAUCUCAUCGACUUCGUCGAUUUUGAAUUCACAGCCCGAGUAGCGAGGGUUAACGGUGCCGCAUUGUGGUCUCUGGCCAACGCCCCUGGCACGCCUAAGAAUGUCACCAUCAAUACGUCGGCGCUAACCAACAACUCUACGCUUACCUGGGCGCUGGACAAUCAUGCGACAGGGGGGUAUGAGAUUGUGUAUAGGAACCCUCACGAGCCAUUCUGGACACACGUCGUUCCCGUUGGUCGCAGCAACACAGCGACGCUGAAACUGUCUAAAGACAAUGUCAAUUUGGGUGUAAGGGCUGUGGGAUCCAACGGGUACAAGAGUCCAGCAACCUUUCCGUUCCCCGGUUAG
Molecule: messenger RNA, 1431 nt
Organism: Pleurotus ostreatus (oyster mushroom)
Lineage: Eukaryota; Fungi; Basidiomycota; Agaricomycetes; Agaricales; Pleurotaceae
Exons: 3
Coding region: 1-1431 (476 amino acids)
Biological process (GO): proteolysis
Molecular function (GO): metalloexopeptidase activity; protein binding
Source: RefSeq, a predicted model, not a curated record